UGUAAACAGUGCGAGUACUGAAAGCCGAAAAUGAACACCAUGGAAUACGAGGUAUGGAUGGAAUCCCAUGCAGACGAAUGCAGUGCGAAUCACAUUGGAAGUGCCGGAAAAAUGGAGGUGGACGCGGCUGUCGAAAUGUUCUCAAGAUCAGAAGAAUUACACAACAUUAGAUAUUCUUCAUAUAUUAGUGACGGCGAUAGUAAAACUUUUAAAGGCAUUUUCAAAUCUCGACCUUAUGGUGAAGAUUGCACUGUAUUGAAAAAAGAAUGCGUUGGUCACGUACAAAAAAGAAUGGGAGCCCGACUUCGGAAAUUGAAAAAAGAAACGAAAGGCCUCAGUGGUAAAGACAAGCUCACAGCAAAGCUCAUUGAUGAGCUGAGUCUUUUUUACGGCCUCGCAAUACGAAGAAAUAAAGAUUCCGCAGAAGACAUGAAGACGGCAAUCUGGGCUAUGUUGAAGCAUAAAUUGUCGACCGAUACAAAUCCGCAGCACGAUAGCUGUCCGCCUGGGGAUGACAGCUGGUGUACCUGGCAGAAAGCAAAGGCUCAGGGCAAACUGGCCGAGUAUUCACAUAAACCGGCUCUCAGCGAUUACGUGUUGAGCGCAAUCACUCCUAUCUACGAAGAGCUAAGCAGCGAAAAUUUACUACAGCGGUGCAUAAGAGGGUUUACGCAAAAUAACAAUGAAAGUCUCAACGCUUUCAUAUGGUCGUUUGCUCCAAAGCGAGUGUUCAGCGGCGCAAAGACGGUAGAAAUUGCAUCAUAUUUGGCAGCGGGCAUUUUCAACGAAGGUUUCGAGAGUCUUCUAAAAAUGAUGCACAUUAUGAAUAUAAUAAUUGGACCAAAUGCCGUUGCAUUGUGCACAGAGGUGGAUGACACCAGGAUUCCAAUUGCCGACGCGCGAUCAUUCGAGGCCUCAAAAAAGGGAAGAAUCGAAAGAAGAGCGAUGAGAUCGGCUCUUGAAGAAGAUUUUUAUGAAGAGGAAGGUCCUUUAUGAGGCAGGAAUGGCAGAUUAAGAACGACUGGUUUUCGCGAAAUCACGUACACCAUCCGAUCAUGCGUGAAAAUCAUAGGGAUGCACGAAGCGGCUUUACUCGACGAGUUUUAUAUUCUUUUGGACAACAAAAUUUUGACACGUUCUUCAAUGUGUAUAGAAGAUAAUAAAAAAAAAUUACUGGU
Molecule: messenger RNA, 1178 nt
Organism: Harpegnathos saltator (Jerdon's jumping ant)
Lineage: Eukaryota; Metazoa; Arthropoda; Insecta; Hymenoptera; Formicidae
Exons: 2
Coding region: 31-996 (321 amino acids)
Source: RefSeq, a predicted model, not a curated record